AAUUUCCUCCUGUAUGUAGGCAAAUUCCCGCCUUGGCCCCGCGGCCCCCCAGUCCGGCUAUGGGCAGGGGGCGGCAUUGCCUGAGGGAAGUCCCUCAGUGGCCGGGGGUGGCAUCUCUCAUGGCACGGUGGCAUCGCCAUGACAACCGGGGAGAAGGACCGGAGCGUUUGUUUGGUCAAACGUCGAGCGGUUCGAGCGUCCCCCCCUUCACAACACAAGAUUCCAGGACGCUGGCCCAGACAAGUAAUAACAAGUCUAGCAGGUCUGCGAUCGCUGCCCGAAGAUGGCAAAGAAAACGAAAAAGGAAAAGGCAAAAGUAGCCGCCCAAAAGGCUGAACUGGCGAGGAUCGAGGCCGAAAAAGCCAAGAUACAAAUGGUGGUGGACGAGCGGGAGCGACUUCUGAAGGACCGCGUGAUGCUGGUAGACAAGGGCUGCCAGGAGGAUGUGCUGCACGAGGAGCGCUGCCGACAGCUUCAGGAGACCGCCGCGCUGCUCGCUGACAUCGAGGACGAGUUCGCCGCCAAGCUGAGGUCCGACCUCAGCAAACAGGAGUGGGAGCAGUUCAUGCGUUGCGACCGGCUGCCGGACCCAGCCUCACCCAGCCAGAUGAACACGUACCUGUACGUAUGGAGGGAGACGGAUCGCCUCAACAACAUCGACGAGGCCACCGUCAAGACAACGGAGGUGCUCAAGCUGCUGGACGCGUUGGGCGACCUGAUCGAGGUGCCGCCCCCGAACGUCACGAAGAAGAAAGUCGACUUGUGGAUAGAAAUGCGGGACUUGGUGCGCGCCGAGCAGCGGGCGCACCUGGACGCGGCCGCAUACCGCCUGCUGCGGCGCCUGGAGACGGACCUGGAGGCCGAGAGCCUGGAGGUCGUGCGCUACUUCCGCGCGUGCGAGCACUUCAGGCUAUGCCUCUGGGCGCAGCUCAUGCUGCCCGUCGCCUCCUUCAAGCCCGACGACGACACACGGCCAGCCAUCCAAUGCGAGUUCCCGCAGCUGGGCGUGAGCCUGCAGCUGCCCAAGUCCCUCAACGACGUGCCGCUGGCCAUCCGCGCCAUGAUCGUGCAGUACGACCACUACUCGGACCGGUGCCCCUCAUACCACUGCGCGCCGCUGCCGUCCUCCCAGGGGCUGGACAUGCUGAGCGCGGUGGAGGAGGAGUGCUCGAUGCAGGCGUCGCUGCGCGAGGAGAUCAGCGCCGAGCUGGAGCGCCGCCUGGCCGUGGUGGAGCGUCUCGUCAAGGAGGUGCAGGCGCGCCCCGCGCCCGGCACCGAGAGCAAGGACAAGCCGCCGCCGCCGCCCUCGCCGGAGCUGGACAACUACGAGACGGGCGAGCCCAUCAAGUCGCCCUCGCAGAUGAUGAACUUCAAGGACGGCGAGCGGGAGCGCGAGCUCCGGGAGGAGCUGCGCGUUCGCCUCGCCCCGCAUGAGGUGAACCUCCGCGAGAUAGCGGUCCUGGGGGGCACGCUGCACCUGGACCUGGUCAUGCAGCCGCCGCAGCCCCGGGACAUGCGCACCCGGCUCACGAUCACUGUGCUGGAGGGCGCCCACACGCUGCAGCCCGUGCCGUACCACCAGCCUUACCAGCCGCCCGCGCCACCCGAGCCCGGCCAGGUGCGCCUGCCGGAGGAGAUCGAGGCCGAGCUGAAGCAGUCCGAGAGGGAGCUGGAGGCCCUGGUGCUCAUCAACAUCCUCCUGCCGGAGACGGUGCUCUGGUUCGAGCCGCCCACCGUGGUCGGGUGGGACGAGGAGAACGGCUACUGGACCACCGAGGACUACCAUGAUAUCAAGUUCAACGAGGAGAAGCAGGUCGGUAACGCUGCCCGGCCAGCCCCGAUUACCCUACUUAUCCGACUGUACUUUCUGUAACGGCGCAUCGGUACACACACCCGACCGCUGCAAAUGCAAGCGAUAAGUGUUAUCGUACGUCGGGUGCACUCGUCACGGCAAAUACGUCACCAGCGAUUUAUUUUCGGGGCUCCUCUCCGUGACGCCAUGAACGCGUUUGUAACCACUAUUUCUGUCGACUUGCUUCUCAUGUUACCGGGUUCGACUUGUUUGGUGUUUUGGACAGCUCCGGAGGAGACGCACUCACGGCGGGGGGUGUUACCUUAUAGAUCGGUACCGCUACCGCACUCACCACAUAUAUUGAGCCGCUCAAACGAUAGUGAUCGUGAUACGGCCCCCUCCUCGCUCCCCGCGCCCCCGCGGGCCCCCGCGCGCCCCCGCGCCCGGCGCCCUGCCCUACCCGCAUCAUCUGUUCGGAGAUUACCCUCUGGCCCUAACGCCAAGGCUAUUCCUCGCUGAUAGCGGCCACAUUAUCCCAGCAGCGCCCCGGCGGCGGCGAGAGAGGGUGGGAGUGAGCGAGAAAGGGGGAAGGCC
Molecule: messenger RNA, 2386 nt
Organism: Frankliniella occidentalis (western flower thrips)
Lineage: Eukaryota; Metazoa; Arthropoda; Insecta; Thysanoptera; Thripidae
Product: dynein axonemal intermediate chain 7 homolog
Exons: 9
Coding region: 284-1873 (529 amino acids)
Cellular component (GO): axoneme
Molecular function (GO): microtubule binding; beta-tubulin binding
Source: RefSeq, a predicted model, not a curated record